Mycetomoellerius zeteki is the source of this 348-nucleotide messenger RNA. RefSeq lists its product as uncharacterized. Lineage: Eukaryota; Metazoa; Arthropoda; Insecta; Hymenoptera; Formicidae. The coding region runs from base 1 to 348 and encodes 115 amino acids. The record is from RefSeq and is a predicted model, not a curated record. The transcript has 4 exons.
AUGAGCAUUAAUUUGUAUUAUUUGCUUCUACCGUCUACGAGACAGAACGUAGCAGAAAUGUUAUCAAUUAUAUCAAUCAUAACGUGUCAUCUUAUUUAUAUGUUUGGGGCCAAUUAUGGCGCACAAAUAGUAACUGAUCAUAAUGACGAUUUUUUUAAUGCAACAUGUAAUGCAUUGUGGUACAUUGCUCCAUUAUCAUCGCAAAAAAUAUUUUUAUUUUUAAUGCUUCGUACAAUAAAAAAAUAUAAACCAGCUAUCUGUAGUGUAUUUGUGGGAUCGCUGGAAGGAUUUGCCACGCUAUUUACCACAUCAUUGUCGUACUUAACACUACUUUAUUCUAUACAAUAG